AUGGAGGCCAGGGCACCUGCGGAGCUUGAAGAAGCUGAAGGUUUUGCAGCUGUAGAAUUGGCUCACCACGACCUUCUAAAUCAGGUCCUCGACGAUGACGGCAGCACUGCUUCGGACAGGAUCCUCCGUAGUUACAAGAGAAGCUUCAAUGGCUUCGCAGCAAGGCUAACCGAACAAGAGGCUGAUAAACUAUCUAGCAUGGAUGGCAUAGUGUCAGUCUUCCCAAGUAGGACACAUAAGCUCCUGACAACAAGGUCAUGGGAUUUCUUGGGCUUACCUCAAACCCCGCCGGAAGAGCUACCCUUGGAAGGAGAUGUCAUCAUCGGCAUGCUCGAUGGCGGCAUAUGGCCCGACUCGCCGUCCUUCUCCGACGACGGCUUCGGUCCACUGCCGAGCAGGUGGAAGGAUGUCUGCCAAAACUUCACCUGCAACAACAAGAUCAUCGGUGCUCGCGCCUACAAUCAAGGAUCCAGCACCGGCCUGUCCCCGCUCAACGAGGACGGGCACGGCAGCCACACGGCGUCCACCGCGGCCGGCCGGGCGGUCGGCGACGUCAGCUUCGGCGGCCUGGCCGCCGGCACCGCGCGCAGCGCCGUGCCGGGCGCCAGGCUCGCCGUCUACAAGGUGUGCUGGGAGGACGACUGCGCCGACGCCGACGUGCUCGCGGCGUUCGACGACGCCAUCGCCGACGGCGUCGACGUCAUCUCCUACUCCGUCGGGACCUUGUUCCCGCUGCGCUACUUCAGGGACGCGGCGGCCAUCGGCUCCUUCCACGCCAUGCGCCGCGGCGUGGUCACCUCCGCGUCGCCCGGCAACUCGGGCCUGCGGCGGGGCUUCCACGUCUCCAACGUCGCGCCGUGGAUGCUCUCCGUCGCGGCGAGCAGCAUGGACCGCCGGUUCGUCGACAGGAUCGUCCUCGGCAACGGCGACACCAUAGUGGGGACCUACAUUUACACCUUCCCGACGCUAAAGAAUGCGCCACUAGUAUUCCCAACUGGCGGGUCCUGUGAUCCAGGUGAUUUGGCUGGAGUCUCAUACGAAGGGAAGAUACUCCUCUGCCGCCUGCCCAAGAACAAGACCGAUCCAAACGACGGCUCAGGACCGCUCUCGGCCGGUGCGGCGGGCGCCGUCGUCUUGGAAGAGGCGCCUGAUGCCCACUUCACCAUGCCUCUUCCCGGACUCGCCGUAACUCGGGACCAGUUCGACGAAAUCAUGGCCUAUGUCAACAGCACUAGCAAUCCUGUGGGUACCAUAGAAAGCACAGAGGCAACGGUGGAUCCGCAAGCUCCGGUAGCUGCAUCCUUCUCUUCUCCAGGCCCAAACCUCAUCACCCCCGGGAUCCUGAAGCCUGAUCUAUCUGCGCCGGGGAUCGACAUCAUAGCCGCGUGGUCGCCAGUGUCGUACGUCAAGUCGUUCCACCGCGGCUGGUCGCCGGCGAUGAUCAUGUCGGCUCUCAUCACCACCGCCACUCCGAUGAACACGCCGGCCAACUCCGGCUGGACGGCGCUCAAGUACGGCGCCGGGCAGCUAAGCCCGGAGAAGGCGCGCGACCCGGGCCUCGUGUACGACGCGUCGGAGGGCGACUACGUGGCCAUGCUGUGCGAGCAGGGGUACAACGCCACGCAGCUCGCGCUGGUCACCGGCUCCAACGCCACGGCCUGCGACGCCGAUGGCUCGAGGUCGCCGGCCAGCAGCUCCGGCGGCGACCUCAACUACCCGACCAUGGCGGCCCGCGUUGAGCCGGGGAAGAACUUCACCGUGCGCUUCCCGCGCACUGUCACCAACGUCGGAGCCGCAGCCAGCGCCGCGUACGACGCGAAGGUCCUUGUGUCUGCCGAGGCGGCCAAAGACCUCGCCGUCGAUGUCUCGCCGAGCAAGCUGGAGUUCACUACGCAGAACCAGAAGGCCUCGUUCACCGUGACGGUGUCCGGCGUGGCGCCUAGCGGCGGAGGGCCGGGUCCACUCGGCGGCCGUCGUGUGGUACAACGACGAGCACCAGGUGAGGAGCCCGGUGGUGGUGUACACAGCUGA
This is a messenger RNA of Panicum virgatum (switchgrass), 2031 nucleotides long. RefSeq names its product subtilisin-like protease SBT4.3. The transcript has 10 exons. Gene Ontology annotation, biological process: proteolysis. NCBI's taxonomy places the organism in Eukaryota, Viridiplantae, Streptophyta, Magnoliopsida, Poales, Poaceae. Gene Ontology annotation, molecular function: serine-type endopeptidase activity. The record is from RefSeq and is a predicted model, not a curated record. The coding region runs from base 1 to 2031 and encodes 676 amino acids.